GGUUCUCAGCUGUCAAAAAGACAUUUCAAAGUGUACAACUUGACAGAUCUAAAAAAUUGGAAUAUAGGACUAGGAUGUGUCUACACGCUGUACGCGAGUGGUUGGUGCUGCUAACCAUGGAGAAGUACGCCAGUAAAUUUCUGGAACGGGGCUACGACAGCAUUGCCCGCUGCAAGUUAAUUAUCGCCAGCGAUCUAGUCAUGCUGGGAGUGGAUAUUCCUGCCCACAGAAAGCUCCUGCUCGAUGGAGUCCAGUUCCUGAACAACGCACCCGAAAAGUUCAUCUGCACGGAGCCUUGUGAGCUGCACAAUCAUGUCGAACUGAAACUGGAUCCGGAUGUGGAGUAUGCUUCGUUGAAGAGCUUGGAAAAUCUGGAUUUCCCAAAAGCACCUGUUGCGAAUUGGCUAGCAUCCCCGCCAAAGAUGGUCAAAAGAGGCUUUACUUGGGGCUUUUGCGGCUUGAAUGUCAAAGGUGUGGAUCAGUUAACUUCUGAUAGUGCAUCUAACUAAAUACAAAAAAGUAAAAAAUAUAAUAACGUGUAUAUAUUUUAUAAUAA
Drosophila teissieri is the source of this 556-nucleotide messenger RNA. RefSeq names its product sterile alpha motif domain-containing protein 5. Gene Ontology annotation, molecular function: protein binding. Bases 75 to 509 code for a protein of 144 amino acids. Lineage: Eukaryota; Metazoa; Arthropoda; Insecta; Diptera; Drosophilidae. The record is from RefSeq and is a predicted model, not a curated record. The transcript has a single exon.